AUGAGGAGAUCUUUGUGUUCUGAGCUCUUUCCUCAACUUACUUCAUCCACAAAACACACCGUUAAUACAGUAAACGACAGCGCUCAGGACAGAGAGGCAUGUGAGGAGAGAAAUUUACAUCAGCACGGAUCUGCUUACCAGAGGGGAAGCAAUGCUGACCAACUGUCCAACAAGGGGCAGGCGUUGGCUAAAAGUCGGCGCUUGGCCGCACGUCGUCCGAUCUACAUGUUCAGCGCUCGUUGUAACAGCCUGUCCAUUACUGAAGAGCGUUUCCUCGAGGCGGCCGAGUAUGGAAACAUCCCCGUCGUGCGCAAAAUGCUGGACGAAAUACCCGAACUCAAUGUCAACUGUGUGGACUACAUGGGUCAAAAUGCCCUACAGCUGGCGGUGGCAAACGAGCACUUGGAGGUGACAGAGCUCCUGCUGAAAAGAGAGAACCUGGCCAGGAUCGGGGACGCACUGCUUCUGGCUAUCAGCAAAGGCUACAUUCGGAUCGUAGAGGCCAUACUGGCACAUCAGACCUUCACCGACUCCUUCAAAAUAACCAACAGCCCCCUGCAGACCGAAACGAACGACGACUUCUUCGCCUAUGAUGAUGACGGCAUGCGGUUUUCACACGACAUCACGCCCAUUAUCCUGGCCUCUCACUGCCACGAGUAUGAAAUCGUUCACAUCCUGUUAAGGAAAGGGGCUCGUAUUGAGCGACCACAUGACUACUUUUGCAAGUGUAAUAACUGUGCUUACCACCAGAAGCAUGACUCUUUCAGUCACUCUCGCUCCCGUAUCAAUGCAUACAAAGGGCUGGCCAGUCCGGCAUACCUCUCUCUGUCCAGUGAGGAUCCGGUGUUGACUGCACUGGAAUUAAGCAACGAGCUGGCCGUGCUGGCCAACAUAGAGAAAGAAUUCAAGAACGAUUAUCAGAAGCUGUCCAUGCAAUGCAAAGACUUUGUCGUUGGACUUUUGGAUUUAUGUCGCAACACAGAAGAGGUGGAGGCCAUCCUGAACGGAGACACUGAUUUAAAUGACUGUGACUCGACGGGCAGACCGAAUCUCAUUCGCCUAAAACUGGCCAUCAAAUAUGAGCUUAAAAAGUUUGUUGCUCAUCCAAACUGUCAGCAGCAGCUCCUCUCCAUUUGGUAUGCAAAUCUGUCUGGGCUUCGACAGCAGACGACAGCGGUGAAGCUGUUAGUGGUGUUCGGGGUGGCCGUCGGACUGCCGGUUUUAGCCCUGCUCUACUGGAUAGCACCAUCAAGCAAGUUAGGUAAAAUCAUACGCGGUCCCUUCCUCAAGUUCGUGGCCCAUGCGGCUUCCUUCACCAUCUUCCUGGGUUUGCUGAUCAUGAACGCAGCGGAUCGGUUCGAGGGAACGACUCUUCUGCCCAACAUGACCAUCCAUGAUCAUCCUGCACAGCUUUUCCGCAUGAAAACCACCCCUUUUACCUGGAUGGAGAUGCUGAUCAUUUCCUGGGUCAUAGGAAUGAUUUGGGCUGAGUGCAAAGAGAUCUGGUCUCAAGGUCCUCGGGAAUAUCUGCUGGAACCCUGGAAUCUGUUGGACUUUGGGAUGCUGGCCAUAUUUGUAACGGCAUUCAUGGCGAGAUUCAUGGCGUUCUGGCACGCGUACACGGCGCAAAACUACGUCGACGAGCGCUACACUGACCUCUCCAACAUAUCGUUGCCUUUCGAGAUUGAGUACUACCGCCUGGCUCGAGUGUACUGGGUGCCAUCAGACCCCCAGUUGAUCUCGGAGGGUCUGUAUGCCAUAGCAGUAGUGCUAAGCUUCUCGCGGAUCGCCUACAUCCUGCCCGCCAACGAGAGCUUCGGCCCCCUGCAGAUCUCACUGGGCAGGACUGUCAAAGACAUCUUUAAGUUCAUGGUGAUCUUCAUCAUGGUGUUUGUAGCCUUUAUGAUCGGCAUGUUUAACCUGUACUCGUACUACCUCGGGGCGAAGUUAAACAACGCCUUCACUACUGUGGAAGAAAGUUUUAAAACCUUGUUCUGGGCUAUUUUUGGACUCUCUGAGGUCAAAUCAGUCGUAAUCAACAAUGGACAUAAAUUCAUUGAAAACAUUGGCUACGUUCUUUAUGGGGUUUACAACGUAACUAUGGUUAUUGUCCUCCUCAACAUGCUCAUCGCUAUGAUCAACAGCUCCUUUCAGGAAAUUGAGGAUGACGCAGAUGUGGAGUGGAAGUUUGCCAGAGCCAAGCUGUGGUUUUCCUACUUUGAGGAAGGAGGAACUCUUCCAGUGCCUUUUAACCUAGUUCCAAGCCCAAAAUCUGUACUUAAUCUGUUUCUGAGGCUUAAGCACAUCCUGUUACCACCUCUGCACACACAUAUGGACAGUCUGAAGGAGGACUCAGAGCUCAAUGAACUGGGCAAACCAUCACAAACAAAUUACACAGGAUCACCUCAAUCAAGUCGCUACCAGAGAAUUAUGAAACGACUCAUUAAAAGAUACAUCCUAAAAGCACAGAUGGACAAAGAGAGUGAUGAAAUAAAUGAAGGCGAGCUGAAGGAGAUAAAGCAGGACAUUUCGAGUUUACGCUACGAGCUCUUGGAGAAGUCUAAUGAGACAGAACAGUUGGCCGAGCUGAUCAGGACACUGGCGGAGACACUCGGCAUGAAACACAACCACUAAAUGACCUUUUAAUGUGUGACAUUUAAGCACCUCCACCUAAAGUCCUGUGAAUUUAAGGGUCUGCAGCCAUACUGACCUUGGGGUUACAAGUGAUCAAUGGGAGGAGUAGAUCAUCAAAAGGGUUCUGAUGGCUCGUCCCAAACACUAUUUAAAUAAUAAAUAUGCAUAACAUUCAGGGUAAAACCCCACAUUUGGGUUUUUUGAGUUUACACUUUCAAACAAGUAUUUAUCAAGUCAGUGUUUACUAUUAAUUUUGAUGAACCUACAUUGCAGUUGAUUAAAAAGAGAACUUGAUACGAGACUUCAUGAGGCCUGGCAUUGUCUUGCUAAAACAACACCAGGGAAGUCACCACCUUGAUGGCAGCAUAUGUCUUUGUAAAAAUACGUCUCUGUGUCAAUUUACAUAUAUGCAGGUCUUUCUGAUGCACCCCCAUACCAUCACAGAUCUUGGUUUUUGCACCUUUUAUUGACAACUGUCAAGAUUUUCCCUCUUGUCAUUGACACAACUCCAUGUCCAUUUCUUUCAAAAAACAAGCAAAAACAUGGACUCAUUGGGUGUGUUCGAAAAGCUAGUGCGCUCUCUACAUAGACGCAUUUUACGUCAUUCUACGCGCGCUCCCGAGAAGGAGGCUGUUCGAAAUGCCUUAAUAAGCUGUCUAGUAAGGCAUCUUAAAAUGUCAAUGUUAUUUUGACUCAAGAACGAGUGAGCAUCCGAUGCAUACUUAGUGAUCAAGGCAAUCCCAGCAUUCAGUGCGGCAGCUCUUCUCUCACAGAACAAUAAAAAAAGCAUGGCGGAUGGUGCGGAGAAACGUAAAUAAAUUAUUAUUGAUUUUGAACUUUUA
This is a messenger RNA of Trichomycterus rosablanca, 3476 nucleotides long. It is a transcript of the gene trpc6b, whose product is annotated as transient receptor potential cation channel, subfamily C, member 6b. Gene Ontology annotation, cellular component: plasma membrane; cation channel complex. The transcript has 12 exons. Gene Ontology annotation, biological process: single fertilization; calcium ion transmembrane transport; regulation of cytosolic calcium ion concentration. NCBI's taxonomy places the organism in Eukaryota, Metazoa, Chordata, Actinopteri, Siluriformes, Trichomycteridae. The coding region runs from base 1 to 2634 and encodes 877 amino acids. Gene Ontology annotation, molecular function: store-operated calcium channel activity; inositol 1,4,5 trisphosphate binding; protein binding. The record is from RefSeq and is a predicted model, not a curated record.